AAAAUUCAUUUUUGACAGCGGUUGUCAUGAAACUGUGCAUGUCAUAGGGUUAUGUGUGACAAAACGUGUGUUCGAAAGUCAAAACAUUUUUUUUGGACUGCUUCCCGGACAUCGUGUAUACAAAAGUAAAUAAUGUCUGAAUCGGAAAGUGAAAACAAUUCAGAUCAAAACGAAAUUGAAUCAUCCGGCGAAGACGAGGCAUCAGACGUCGAUGACACAUUAAAUCCCGUCAAAACCGAAGAGGAAUCGGUUUCGUGGAAAGAUUUGGGUCUAAUAGACACGCUGUGCGAAGCAUGCCUUGAAUUGAAAUGGAAAGUUCCCAGCAAAAUCCAACGUGAAGCGAUACCAGUUGCACUCAAAGGGAAUGAUAUCAUCGGUUUGGCUGAAACGGGAUCUGGAAAAACGGGCGCAUUCGCUCUGCCUAUUCUACAAGCUCUGCUCGAAAGUCCGCAACGUUAUUUUGCAUUGAUCUUGACACCAACACGAGAACUUGCCUUCCAAAUUUCCGAACAGUUCGAGGCUCUGGGAAUAUCGAUUGGUGUAAAAUGUACGGUCAUUGUUGGUGGAAUGGAUAUGGUGUCUCAAGCUCUGCAGCUCGCCAAAAAACCGCAUAUUUUGAUCGCCACUCCCGGCCGCUUAGUUGAUCAUUUAGAGAAUACCAAAGGCUUCAAUCUCAAAGCCAUCAAAUAUCUCGUUAUGGACGAAGCGGAUCGAAUUUUGAACAUGGACUUCGAAGUUGAAUUGGACAAGAUAUUGCGAGUGAUACCACGUGACCGUCGUACGUUUCUGUUCAGUGCCACAAUGACGAAAAAAGUACGAAAACUUCAACGGGCCUCGCUCAAAGAACCGGUGAAAGUGGAAGUGUCGAAUCGCUUCCAAACUGUCGACAAACUGCAGCAGUACUACGUCUUCAUACCGGUCAAAUUCAAGGACGUUUAUCUGGUGCACAUUCUGAACGAAUUGGCCGGCAACAGUUUUAUGAUUUUCUGCAGUACGUGCAACAACACCGUUCGAACAGCAUUGAUGCUGCGAGCUCUGGGAAUGGCUGCUGUUCCGCUGCACGGUCAGAUGUCGCAGAAUAAACGUUUGGCUGCACUGAAUAAAUUCAAAUCGAAAACUCGAUCCAUUCUCAUAUCAACGGAUGUGGCGUCACGUGGUCUCGACAUUCCACACGUUGAUGUUGUGCUAAAUUUCGACAUUCCCAUGCACAGCAAAGACUACAUCCAUCGUGUCGGUCGAACAGCCCGUGCAGGUCGAUCCGGUAAGGCUGUCACAUUUGUCACUCAGUACGAUGUCGAAUUGUAUCAGCGCAUUGAACAUUUGCUGGGUAAACAGUUGCCGAAAUUCGAGUGCGAAGAGGACGAGGUGAUGGCAUUGCAGGAGCGUGUGAACGAAGCACAACGAACGGCCAAGUUGGAGCAGAAAGACAUUGAAGAUCGCAAGGGAAUGAAGAGGAAGGGUGGUGGUGGAGAUGAAUUCGAUGACACCGAACAAUUUACAGGAGCACGAAAACGUAUGAAGGGACCGCAAAAGGGCGGUGGUAAUUUUAAGAAAGGUGGCAAGAAGGGUGGAUUCAAGAAACGUUAAUAAAGUUCUGUUUGUUUACAAG
Messenger RNA from Bradysia coprophila, 1609 nucleotides. RefSeq names its product probable ATP-dependent RNA helicase DDX47 (gene pths). Lineage: Eukaryota; Metazoa; Arthropoda; Insecta; Diptera; Sciaridae. Gene Ontology annotation, cellular component: cytosol. Gene Ontology annotation, molecular function: ATP binding; nucleic acid binding; RNA helicase activity. The record is from RefSeq and is a predicted model, not a curated record.